Messenger RNA from Neoarius graeffei (lesser salmon catfish), 2800 nucleotides. RefSeq names its product MORC family CW-type zinc finger protein 3-like. Gene Ontology annotation, cellular component: PML body; nucleus. Lineage: Eukaryota; Metazoa; Chordata; Actinopteri; Siluriformes; Ariidae. Gene Ontology annotation, molecular function: ATP hydrolysis activity. The transcript has 19 exons. Bases 25 to 2145 code for a protein of 706 amino acids. The record is from RefSeq and is a predicted model, not a curated record.
UCCUGUUCCUUCAGAAGCAUAAAGAUGGCAGCACUAACAAAAAGAGGAAUUCCUUUAUGCUCAAUCAGUCCACAGUAUCUGCACUCAAACUCCACAAGCCACACCUGGCCCUUUGGUGCCAUAGCAGAACUGAUUGACAAUGCUUAUGACCCAGAUGUCAGUGCAAAAAAAAUCUGGAUUAAUAAAACAGAGGUCAAAGGUCUGGACUGCCUCACCUUCACAGACAAUGGAAAAGGCAUGGACUAUGAAAAGAUGCACAAAAUGCUCAGUUUUGGCUUCAGUCAUAAGGAGGCAGUAAAAGGUCAUGUUUCCGUGGGUCUUUAUGGUAAUGGUUUUAAGUCGGGCUCCAUGCGCUUGGGGAAGGAUGCCAUAGUGUUCUCAAAGAAUGGCGAAACCAUGUGUGUGGGGCUCCUGUCACAGACUUAUCUCGAGGAGAUAGGAGCACAGGAUAUUAUGGUGCCUAUUGUCAUGUUUACCCGCACAAAACAGACUGUCAGUCCUGCACCGGAGCAUGUAGAGAGUCUCUCUGAUAUCCUGAAACAUUCUCUCUUUAACACCAGUGAAGAACUGCUCUCUCAGUUCAGAAUCAUUGACAGGUUGUACCCCAACUCAAGUGGAACCCAUAUCAUCAUCUGGAACCUACGCAGAAGAUCUUCAGGAGAAUUAGAAUUUGACUUCAAGAAGAACCCCUAUGAUAUCAAGAUCCCUGUUGAUGUGUACACGAAAAACAGGGAGACGCCAAAGCGGGAGGCAGCAGGUGGUGUUUUAGUGCCUGAGAGUGAAUAUUCACUGCGGGCAUACUGCAGUAUCCUGUACCUGAAGCCAAGAAUGCAGAUCAUCCUUCAAGACCUGGAGGUGGAAACCCUUUAUUUCCCAGACAUUCUAGCAGAGGUUCACAUGGACACAUACAAGCCUGCUUGUUUUACAAAGGGAACGAAAAUCAUAUUUGGCUACAACACAAAGAGCAAAGAACAUUAUGGAUUGAUGAUGUACCACAAUAACCGCCUCAUCAAAGCUUAUGAGCGUGUCCCCUGUCAGCGCAAGGCCGACAACACAGGAGAGGGAGUUAUCGGGGUGAUAGAGUGUAACUACCUCAAACCAACACACAAUAAGCAGGACUUCGAUGAUACUGAAGACUACAGGAACACCAUGACGAAUGUAAGUAAAAAGCUAAAGGAUUACUGGGGGAAAAAUUGUUAUAACUGGACUGGAACCUUUAAGGAUACUGUCAAGCUAACCCAGAAGUCUCAGCAUGAGAAUAGACAACAUGUCAUGCAGAGCAGUGAUUCCUCUUCUGUUAAGUUUCCUAAAAGGAAGAAGAAAACACUGAACCUGAAUCAAAAGAACCCAGAGAAAAAGAAAGCUAGAAGAAAAGAAGACAGUCGCGUAAAAUCUACACAGCACCCCCACACCAAACAUCAGAGCCCUUCUAGCCCCAAGUCAUCCUGCCAAACGACACCCAGGUCUGCCCUUCUUUCGUCUUCUCACACAGGGGCUGGCUCCAGACCUUCUGGUAUCACUUCAGUUGUCACUUGGGACACUCCUGUCCCUUCUACUCCUACAAGGAAGAGAUCCAAAGACCUAAAUCAAAAGAACCAAAAUCAAAAGAAAGCUAGAAGGAAGAGUUUUUAUAACAUACCAAGUAGUUCAUCUGAAGAACAGCAAAACUAUGAAAUUCAGUACCAGCAGAUGAUAAAGCAGCUCCAAAAUAAGGUUGACAGUCUAGUAGAUGAGAGGCGCACAUUGUUAACCUGCUAUGAGAGACUGCAGAAAGAUUCAGAAGAGAUGAAGAAAGAAAAGGUGAAGGUAAGUGUAGAAGAUCAAGGGGUCCAGACAGAUUUUCCUAUUUCCUCUCAUGAAGAAAGUGCAGCAACUUCAGCAGAAGCCUCCAACUCAGGAACAGGAAGAAACUUUGAUACACAGCAGCAUGAGACACAGGACCGACCAGAGAUCGGACAAGAAAACAAUAACAUGCAGUCAUGCAGCCUCAGAUUAAGAGAACUCAGACAAAGAGUAGCCCAUCUCCUUGUCGCCUUCGUCCCUGCGCUGGACCUUCAGCAGGUGAACUACGAUUGCGAAGUCAUUGAUGAGAUUCUCACUCAGGUUAUAGAUCAAAUCUCCCCUACAGAGGCAACCUCUACAUAGAAACAGUGGUGACCAGAAGAAUACAAUAUUUUCAGGCACAUUAAUCAUUUGGUUGUUUAAUGCAAAAUUACCUAACACACAACUUCUUAAUAUGCCUGUGUCUUACAUAUACUGUUUUGAAUUUUUCUUGACCAAACUUGAAUGUUUUCAUUGUUUUCAGUGUGAUGGGAUAACCAGAAAAACAGAGUGAGGUUUAAGCAACUACUGCCUUUUAUUAUUAAUUAAUACAUUGUUUAUCUUUGUUUAGUUUUCCUUUUAAUUUCUUGUAUUUAAAAUAAAAAAUAUAUAUAUUUUGUGUUUUAGAUGAAUGUGCAAAUUAUGGUUUUAGAUGGUGGUAACAUAUUCAGCUUAUGUAUAGGCUUUAAGGCUUCCAUUUUUUUCUAUUUUGAUUUUCUUUUGAAUCAGCUGUUUUCAAAUUCUAUGCUUAAAAUUAAUGCUGUCAUACUUCAAUGCUGGGUCACAUUUAAAUGAAACAAAAUGGAAGCUGUAUAAUUAGUUGCACAUAUAAUGCACUAUAAUAUACUUUACAUAUUCAGGCCCAUAUUUACGAUGAGCCCACAUAAAGAAUUCCAAUUUGUGUGUGCAUACAGGAUGUGGACAUGUUGUAUGUCAUUUACAGAAAUAUAAACUACAGUGGUGCUUGAAAGUUUGUGAA